UAAUGUUUAUUCAACACCAUUACAUACCAGCGUCUGGGUGAGGCACUGAAGAGAUAGUGACGAAUAAGAAAAUAGAGCCAGAUACCUGUUUCCUUCCCUUCCCACUUGCUGCAUGGACAGGUUUUCCAGGACUGACUGCUGUACAUCCAGCUGCUUGGAUAUUCUGUGCUGUGCCCUUAUCCCAGCCAGAGUGGUUCUGCUGACAUUUGCUGCUUUCAACCUUGAGCUUGCUUCAUGUUUGAACUAAGCACCUUGAAUCUAGAGAGCUGCCUUCUCCAGGGGCCCAGCCCUGGAGCUGAACCUCUCCCGUUUCUUAACCACACACUGCCUUCUGACCUGGCUUGUUCUCACCUCCUGGCUCUAGACUCAAAGGAAGUGGAAGCUUUUUAAGGCCAAGCAUGGGAUUCUUCUGAUGGAGUAACUGCUGGUGAGUGGAAGACCCGGGCCAGUGAGCUGCCUUCCAUCCCGAAGCUCAGCUCUGAGCCUGGGUAUCUGGGGCUCCACCUCUGCCAUCCAUAUGGAAACCAGAAGGAGCUGGGCUCUCAGAAGUCGACUGUGCUCACCUGUGAUGACACUGCUGGUCUUUGCCUUUCUGCUCAGCUGUCUUCUCAACUCCAACGAGGCCAAGGUCUACAGUCGCUGUGAGCUGGCCAGAGUGCUUCGAGACUUCGGCCUGGAUGGCUAUCGGGGAUAUAGCCUGGCUGACUGGGUCUGCCUUGCUUACUUCACAAGUGGCUUCAAUACGGGUGCUGUGGACCAUGAGGCAGAUGGAAGCACCAACAACGGCAUUUUCCAGAUCAACAGCCGGAGGUGGUGCAAAAAUCUCACCCCGAACUCCCACAACCAGUGCCGGGUGUACUGCUCUGACUUGCUGAGCCCUGACCUCAAGGAUACCGUUGUCUGUGCCAUGAAGAUUGCUCAAGAGCCCCAGGGUCUGGGCUACUGGGAGACCUGGAGGCGUCACUGCCAGGGCAAGGACCUGAGCGACUGGGUGGAUGGCUGUGACUUCUAGGACCCCCUCUGGAUGGACCAGGUUAUGCACAGAAGUCUAAGAAAUGUGGCCCAGACUUGGGAAGACAAACCAAUUAAUCAAAUAUAGUUUAACACAAGCAUGGCUCUCUGUAGUUUGUGCAUCCACAGUUGCUGAGUCGCAGUCAAAGCCUCUGAUUGUCCUUACUCCAUCUGGGGUGGGCAUCAGGUGGGUUCCACAAGGCCUACCAUGGAAAGCUCGCCCAGCUCCCAGUGAUCUUGGGCCGGCAGCCAGUGUCUUCCUUGUCUACGCCUGGUGACAUUUUAGUCUAGGCUUGCCAGAUUUAGCAAAACAAAUGAACCAAACAAAAAUAGAAUGCCACAUUUAAAUUUAAGUUUUGAAUACACAAAUAAUUACAACUGCAUGAUCUUAGUAUGGAGCACAGUUACAUUUAAAAGUCACUUGUAGCUGGGCCUGGUGGCAUGUGCUUAUAGUCCGACACUCUGGAAGGCUAAGGGAUGAGGACUGCAAAUUUAAGCCAAGCCAGGACAACGUGGCAAGACUCUAUCUCAAAACAAAAAAUAAAGUAUCAGCUGAGGGAUGUAGUUCUGUGCAAAGGUCCUAGUUUCAAUUGUUGGCACUGCAAAAACAAAAUUACUUGUGCAUAUUAAAUUCAAAUGUACCUGGAGUGUCUUAUAUUUUA
Messenger RNA from Cavia porcellus (domestic guinea pig), 1673 nucleotides. It is a transcript of the gene Spaca3, whose product is annotated as sperm acrosome associated 3. Gene Ontology annotation, cellular component: acrosomal vesicle; sperm flagellum. Gene Ontology annotation, biological process: fusion of sperm to egg plasma membrane involved in single fertilization. The transcript has 5 exons. The coding region runs from base 518 to 1012 and encodes 164 amino acids. Lineage: Eukaryota; Metazoa; Chordata; Mammalia; Rodentia; Caviidae. The record is from RefSeq and is a predicted model, not a curated record. Gene Ontology annotation, molecular function: lysozyme activity.